ACUGCUCCUCCUCCUCCUCCUCCUAUGUAAAGGAAAGCGCUUGCAGGGGAAGCGCGCGUCUACUCUCCCUUCGCAGUGUGUGUGUGUGUGUGUGAGAGAGAGAGGGCUGGCACCGGGAAAGGAGCUAGGGCGGCGGCGGCGGCGGCGGCUGGAGGAGGUGAGCGCAUCCACCCGCUCGCCUGACAGGUCCCUUUCCCGGCAGAGUGGGGGAUCGGGACUUGGAAGGCAUCCCCGCCAGUGGUGCUGGCGGACAUCCCGUACUCCUGGCUGCCCAAAGGCGGCGGCGCGGGGCAGGGGCCCCCCAGGACAUCCGGCAAACGGCUUCUGCAGCAUGAGCAGCAGUGGAAUCGUCCGGAGAACUGCAGCGGAGAAGGAUCGGGCGGCGCAGUUCUUGCUGGCAGCGGUGAUUCUUGGCUGCCUUUGGUGUGCGAUAGAGGCCCAGGUAACAGGAUUACUUGAUGACUGCUUAUGUGACAUAGAAAGCAUAGAUGACUUCAACAAUUUUAAGAUCUUUCCAAAAAUACAGAAACUUCAAGAACGAGACUACUUCAGGUAUUACAAGGUUAAUCUGAAAAGACCAUGUCCAUUCUGGGCUGAUGAUGGCCAUUGCUCUAUCAGAGAUUGCCAUGUAGAGCCUUGCCCUGAGAGUAAAGUUCCAGUUGGAAUUAAAGCUGAAAGUGCUAACAAAUAUUCAAAGAUAGCAAACCAUACCAAAGAACGUGAAGACUGUGAACAGGCUAACAAACUGGGUGCAAUUAAUAGUACAUUAAGUAACCAAACUAAAGAAGCUUUCAUUGACUGGGCCAGAUAUGAUGAUUCCCAGGACCAUUUUUGUGAAUUGGAUGAUGAGAGAUCACCUGAUGCACAAUAUGUGGAUUUGCUCUUGAAUCCAGAACGAUACACUGGAUAUAAAGGGCCCUCCGCAUGGAGAGUAUGGAACAGUAUCUAUGAAGAAAAUUGCUUUAAGCCACGAUCUGUAUAUCGCCCUCUAAAUCCACUGGCACCAACCAAGGCUAAAUUCUUCCCAAGGACCUGGAGUAGGCUGAUGUUGUUGUUUGAAGGAGAGGAUGAUGGAGAAUCUUUUUAUACAUGGCUAGAAGGGCUUUGUCUUGAAAAACGUGUAUUCUAUAAACUUAUUUCAGGACUUCAUGCAAGUAUCAACUUACAUCUUUGUGCAAACUAUUUACUUGAAGAAACAUGGGGAAGACCUCGUUGGGGAUCUAAUGUCAAAGAAUUUGCCCAUCGUUUUGACCCUACUGAAACAAAAAGUGAAGGACCAAGACGACUAAAAAAUUUAUAUUUCCUAUACUUGGUGGAACUGCGUGCAUUGUCAAAGGUUGCAUCCUACUUUGAGCGUUCAAUUGUGGACCUUUAUACUGGAAAUUCACAGGAGGAUACAGAAACCAAGUCUCUCUUGUUAGAAAUCUUCCAAGAUACAAAGUCCUUUCCUAUGCAUUUUGAUGAAAAGUCCAUGUUUUCUGGAAACAAAAAGGAAGCCAGAUCUUUAAAGGAAGAAUUCAGAUUGCAUUUCAAGAACAUAUCUCGCAUAAUGGAUUGUGUUGGAUGUGAUAAAUGUCGGUUAUGGGGAAAAUUACAGACUCAAGGUUUAGGAACUGCUUUGAAAAUCUUAUUCUCCGAAAAAGAAAUAAAGAAUCUUUCUGAGAACAGUCCAUUCAAAGGUUUUCAAUUGACACGGCAAGAAAUAGUUGCUCUUCUGAAUGCAUUUGGAAGACUUUCUACAAGUAUACGAGAGCUACAGAAUUUCAAAGUCUUACUGCAACAAAAAAGUUAACGACGGCUUUGUACCUACUGGUAGAAGAAGCCACUAAUUUAACACCAGGCAAAAGGAAGCCAAUCUUCAUACAAGACUGUUCUAGAAAGGCAAGAAUAUAUAUAAUUCCAACUUGAAUAUUUAAAAUAGAAAAGGUUACAUUGGACAAAAUAUUUAUGGAUAAAAUACCUGGCUUUAAUUAUGUAAAUUAUGUUUGUUUUCAACUGUUUCACUAUUCUUAGUCUCUACUACUUUUGUUUCAUCAUCAUUCAAAAGAACUGUUGCCUCUCUUGCUUUACAUCACCAUGCAGGAACCUCAUCCAGCCUGCAUUGCUCACAUGGAAAAGAUUCUUCUAAAAAAUACCUGGUGGAAAUGCGGCUUUUUAAUGUUUAUUUGGAGAAAUUGAUAUGUAAGAAAAAUGUUUUCUUGCAUUUGUAUUUCAUUUGUUUGUUACAGUCUCUGUCAUGGCCAGUAAAUAUUUUACUAAAAUAAGCCCCUUGGCAUCCAGGGGAACUAGUUAUUGGGGAAUCUCAAGUUAUUUUUAUUAUUUUUGCCUCCUUGCCCUCUUCUCUUCUCCUUUCCUUUUUUAUUUCAUUUUUCUACAGCACAUUUUCUUUUCUGUGAGGAGACAAAACUGGAUUAAAUUACUUUUAUCAGUUUUUAUUCUGAGUGGAUAAUGAAAGGCUUUUCCCAUUAACUGCUGCUAGCUUAAAAAAUUCAGCUCAAACUUUAGAGUCAUAGACCUUAAUCUUCCAUUUCAAAAACCUUACAAAUUCCUCUUAUUCUGGUGCUCUUCUAGUCAAAUACAAUAAAAAAUAAAACUAAAUAUUUUCACAGACAAAUGUCCACUUUUUUAAAAAGAAAAAGUCACUUCCAGAAUUCAACAGAGCACAUUCUAUCUAUGCAAUCUCUAAUUACACCGUUAAAAAUAUAGUCUCUAAUAAAAUGGAUAUUCUAUACAUUUGUUCCUAAAUCUUUAUCUACAAAGGGGGAUCUAGUUAUCAGAGAACUGUUGCGGGUAAUAAACAUUUAAAUUCUUAAUCUGCAGUAGGAAGAAGUCUAUAAAUUGUAAAGGAGCACCUUAUUUAAAAACUGUUUGUAAUGUAAUAUUUGUAUUCUGUGAGGGAAUGAAUGUCAGUUUAAGUACAAUAUACAGAUUUGUACAUAUUUUGCUUUGCUUUGAUAAGUAAAACAGUCUUUACAAAAUUAAAGUGCUCUUAAAAUCUUCUAAUUUAA
Pantherophis guttatus is the source of this 3008-nucleotide messenger RNA. NCBI's taxonomy places the organism in Eukaryota, Metazoa, Chordata, Lepidosauria, Squamata, Colubridae. The record is from RefSeq and is a predicted model, not a curated record.